This is a messenger RNA of Leptinotarsa decemlineata (Colorado potato beetle), 686 nucleotides long. Its product is annotated as organic cation transporter protein-like. Lineage: Eukaryota; Metazoa; Arthropoda; Insecta; Coleoptera; Chrysomelidae. The record is from RefSeq and is a predicted model, not a curated record. Gene Ontology annotation, biological process: transmembrane transport. Gene Ontology annotation, molecular function: transmembrane transporter activity. Gene Ontology annotation, cellular component: membrane.
AUGAUUAUUCCCGAGUCUGUGCGAUGGCUCCUAGCAAAUCGAAAGGAAGCUGAAGCGAAGAUGGUUUUAAUGAAAGUAGCCAAAAUAAAUAAAGUACCCAAGUCCAAUUCGUUGAAGAAUUACCUAGAAAGAAUCUCAGUGAUUAAGGACGAAGAACCAGGUAGCCAAAGGGAAGACACUCUUAAUAUCGUCAAACAAAUGAUGAAAUCACGAAAACUUGUUAUUAGAUUUAUGAUAAUUAUUUUCAUAUGGGGAGUGAUUGCUUUCGUAUUUUAUGGACUUUCCGUCAACUCCACAAGUCUUGGCGGAAAUAAAUAUUUGAAUUUCGCUCUCGUCAGUCUGGUGGAAAUACCAGGAUAUACAAUUUCAUGGAUUUGUAUUCGGAAACUUGGCAGAAAGAUAUCACUAGCUGGAUCCCUGCUACUUUGUGGAGUUACCUGCACAUUAACGAUCUUUAUCAAUACAGUAACAAGUAACUGGACAGUUGUAACCCUCUUUCUAGUUGGGAAACUUGGAGUCACAUCAGCUUCUGGAGUAAUUUAUGUUUAUUCUGCCGAAACGAUCCCUACAGUAAUAAGAAGUGGAGGAGUAGGAACAGCUUCAACAGUAGCUCGGAUCGGACCGCUUUUAGCACCAUUCGUUCCUUUGUUGGUGAAUAUAUUUCCCUAAUAAUGAUAAAACGUGCU